UGCCGCCCGGUGCUGCCUGCCCUGCAUCUCACUCCAUCUGGAGCCCGCUCCGCGGCCUUGGGAGGGAAUCUCACCUGUGACCCCGGCUUUUCAAGGCUUCAUCUCCAGGAACCGGGGAGCCCCCGUUUCUCCUCCCUUCCAUCACUGACCCCUUGUGAUCGCACCGCCUCCGUGUGCCCCCAUCUUCCUGUCUCCCGGCCCCUGCACUGUGUCCCUGCCCCCUCCCCCUUCUGCGUCUCUGCCACCGUCUCCUCUCCAGCUCGCUUGGGCUGCGGCCCAGCAGCCUGCCUGGCCGUCCUCCCUGGCUCCCCCUCUGCGGCUCUGAGCUGGCCCCACCCCCUGCCCCCCCCUUGGGCCUCUGAUCCGCCUGUGGACAUAGAGGUCGAGCGCCCAGCACAAGGCCCCCAGGGCCAAGGACAGACCGCAGCCCCUCAGCGCCCACAGAGGGGCCCCAGGCGGAGGGCAUGGGGGUGGGCUGCCCCACCAGCCUCUUUCUCACCCCGUCUCUGAGUGUCCGUUGGCCUGUCUGCCCAGACCCACCUCCCCGGCCUUCCGUUUCCUAAGCCGUGGUCUCCCACUUCCCAUCGCCCCCCUCGUCCGUCCCCUGGUGUCUGUCUCCCCCUGGGGGUCUCUGUCUCCAUCCAGGUCUGUCCCUUCAGGGUCCCUGCCCGCCCUCCCCCAUCCCUAUUCUUCCCUCUGUCUCAGGCUCCCUCUCGGCCCCUGCGCCCUUCUUGUCCCCAGUCUCUGCUCCUACACCCCCUCCCCGCAAUGUCUGCCUCCCAGACCCCACGGGGGGGGGGGAGGGGAAAUGCCCAGGGUCUCAGGGCAAGAGGGUUAAAGUGUGGGUUUCUUUGGGGGGGGAGAGAGGAAGGUUGGGCCUGGAGGCGGAGCUUCUUGGCCUCAGAUUAGACGUGACUUUGACACCAAGUUCAGGCACCUUAAGCCCCCGUCUCCUUUAUAUGGAAACGUUAAGCUGCUCUGACAGGUGAGGGGGGUGUGGGGCGGGGGGAGGACUUCAGGCUCUGGAGCCUGUCCCUCAGGCCCUGCCUUUGCCAGGGAGGGAUCACCCUGAGUCCCAGGAGCGCCCACCCCUGAGGUCCUGUGGGGGGUAGACAGGCCCCCAGGAUGUGAAGCCCCCACCUAGUCUGCUCUGUGAGGUGGACGGUCACAUCUGCCUUAGUGGGCUGAGUAUGGGCCUCGGGGAUGGAUUUAGGAGGCAGUGCUGUGGGCUGGCAAGGCUCCCACCCUCAUGCUGCACAGGCCUGGCUGGGUCUCCGAGCCUGCUCCGCAACCUGUGAGGCAGGCCAAUGACCCUGUCCUCCCCGCAUUCUGAGCAGUCCAGGUUUGGGGCGCCCGCCCCCCACUAGUCCAAGUGGAGGGGCUGUCCCCGCCCAAUGGGCCUGGCCAGGGCCCUGCGCCGCCUGAGCGGCGCCCUGGAGUCGGGGGACAGCAGGGCAGGCGAUGAGGAGGAAGCCGGGCCAGGGCUGUGCCGAAACGGGUGGGCACCAGCACCCUCGCUGGUGGGGCAGCGCCGCGGGCGCUUCGUCAAGAAAGACGGCCACUGCAACGUGCGCUUCGUGAACCUGGGUGGCCAGGGUGCGCGUUACCUGAGCGACCUGUUCACCACGUGCGUGGACGUGCGCUGGCGCUGGAUGUGCCUGCUCUUCUCCUGCUCCUUCCUCGCCUCCUGGCUGCUCUUCGGCCUGGCCUUCUGGCUCAUCGCCUCGCUGCACGGCGACCUGGCUGCGCCGCCGCCACCCGCGCCCUGCUUCUCCCACGUGGCCAGCUUCCUGGCCGCCUUCCUCUUCGCGCUGGAGACGCAGACGUCCAUCGGCUACGGCGUGCGCAGCGUCACCGAGGAGUGCCCGGCCGCCGUGGCCGCCGUGGUGCUGCAGUGCAUCGCAGGCUGUGUGCUGGACGCCUUCGUCGUGGGCGCUGUCAUGGCCAAGAUGGCCAAGCCCAAGAAGCGCAACGAGACGCUCGUCUUCAGCGAGAACGCGGUCGUGGCACUGCGCGACCGCCGCCUCUGUCUUAUGUGGCGCGUCGGGAACCUGCGCCGCAGCCACCUCGUUGAGGCCCACGUGCGGGCCCAGCUGCUGCAGCCUCGUGUGACCCCGGAAGGUGAGUACAUACCGCUGGACCACCAGGACGUGGACGUGGGCUUUGACGGUGGCACCGAUCGCAUCUUCCUCGUGUCUCCCAUCACCAUCGUGCACGAGAUCGACUCCUCCAGUCCUCUCUAUGAACUAGGACGUGCCGAGCUGGCCCGGGCUGACUUCGAGCUAGUGGUCAUCCUUGAGGGCAUGGUUGAGGCCACAGCUAUGACCACACAGUGUCGCUCUUCGUACCUCCCUGGGGAGCUGCUCUGGGGCCACCGUUUCGAGCCGGUCCUCUUCCAGCGCGGCUCCCAGUACGAGGUGGACUAUCGCCACUUCCAUCGCACUUAUGAAGUCCCAGGGACACCAGUCUGUAGCGCCAAGGAGCUGGAUGAACGGGCGGAACGGGGUUGCCACAGCCCCAAGUGCAGCUUCCCCAGCUCUCUGGCUGCGUUUUGUUAUGAGAAUGAACUUGCUCUGAGCUGCUGCCAGGAGGAGGAGGAGGAGGAGGAGGAAGGCGACGAGGGGGACGAGGUGGAGGCAGAAGAUGGGGCUGCCAGUUCCCGAGUACUCACACCAACCCUGGCCCUGCCCCCGCCCCCAUGAUGCCAGCUGGUAUCUCCCCAUUUGUACCCCCUUCCCAGAGGUAGCAAGGUGGAGAGAUCGGGCCCUCUCCCGGGAUGGGGCCAGGUGUUUUCCACAACCGCCAGGCCCGCUGGAUGAAUUCCUAGCCACUGAACUAUGCCUAGUGGCCCCACUGUGGACAAACUGGAUCUUAAUUCCUCUGCGUUCUGCGCACCUCCCUGAGACCCCUUUAUCCGCCGGAUUCCUGAGUCUCACCAGAAUUCCGGACCACCCAAAAGGCAAAGACUGGUGGUUCUAGAUUCUUCUAUGUGGCUGGCUUGGGUUGUUGAGCAGAGUCAGGAGUCAGUGGUGUGGACCGCCUCUGGGGGAGGGAGGCAGCAGUCCUCGAGAGUUUAUAGGUCUGAACCGACCUGAGACUCCAGGGACGGUUGCUUCGCACUCAGCCGACCCCGUAGCACGUCAUUUUUUCUAGACCACCUAAGGACGGAAAGCUACGAAUGCCCCAAGAGUUCAGGGCCGUCUUGAUUGACCAAAGACAGGGAAUGUUGACUGCAAGUCGAGAACGGACCUGUGGUUCCAGAAAGCCCAUGUCGUGAGAUUCUACGAAUCUGGAUUGACCACAGAA
Molecule: messenger RNA, 3306 nt
Organism: Artibeus jamaicensis (Jamaican fruit-eating bat)
Lineage: Eukaryota; Metazoa; Chordata; Mammalia; Chiroptera; Phyllostomidae
Gene: KCNJ14
Product: potassium inwardly rectifying channel subfamily J member 14
Exons: 4
Coding region: 1395-2702 (435 amino acids)
Biological process (GO): regulation of monoatomic ion transmembrane transport; potassium ion import across plasma membrane
Cellular component (GO): plasma membrane
Molecular function (GO): inward rectifier potassium channel activity
Source: RefSeq, a predicted model, not a curated record